Messenger RNA from Coffea eugenioides, 1239 nucleotides. RefSeq lists its product as uncharacterized. Gene Ontology annotation, cellular component: membrane. Bases 167 to 1063 code for a protein of 298 amino acids. Gene Ontology annotation, biological process: CAAX-box protein processing. The transcript has 9 exons. The record is from RefSeq and is a predicted model, not a curated record. Lineage: Eukaryota; Viridiplantae; Streptophyta; Magnoliopsida; Gentianales; Rubiaceae. Gene Ontology annotation, molecular function: metalloendopeptidase activity.
AAAUCCUCAAACGAAUUUCUUCGGCAACAACGUUGGACCAUAUUUCUCAGCUCGAGCAAGAGUCUCUUUUCAACUGCUUUGAUGCUGAAGAAGUUGAAGGAAUAAUAAUAAGAAGAGGAAGAGUUUUAUUGCAAGAGGCGGCCGUUGAUUUCAAGCUACAGAAGUGAUGGAAGUUGUCACUCUGAACUGUUGUUGGAAGUCAAGACCAUACAAUUUAUCUGCAUCCGUCUUUCAACCUCUAGGUAUGGAAUUUGUUGGCCCUCGUAAUUCAGCAGAGAUGUCGCCUGCUCGAUUUUUCAGUGGAUUUAGAGUUGGUUUAAGAGUUUUUGCUAGUCGGAAUUCAGUCAAGAAGUCCAGGAAAAAGGAAAAAUCACAGAAGUAUGAUACUUCACCAUCAAAUAAGGCUGUCUUGGAAGAAAAUGAUGCAGUAUCAAAUACACCACCUCUCGCAGAUAAUUACAUUCAAGAAAAUAGCAACACAUCCUCCUUUAACCACUCAGAGGGGCAAAGUACACUUCUAAUUCCGUCCAGAGGUGCAGUUCUUCGGGCAUGCACGAUCACUUCCUGUUUAAUUGGAACUUUAGGUGUUGUUAUCAGGCAGGUUUCUCAUUUUGCAUCCACAAAGGGAUGGCCUGUCAUUGAUGCAUCGUCAGAAAUUUCAUUAAACUUCGAGACAUGGCAUCUUGAGUUGAUAGUGGGACUAGUUAUCCUAAUAUCAUCUUGCAGGUACCUACUUUUGAAUAUCUGGCUGGAUUUUGCUGAGUCUAGUGAAGCGGCUAAUAAGCAGGUCCUUAGCUCGCUAGAACCUUCAGACUACAUUGUUGUAGCAUUUCUACCAGGAAUUAGUGAGAGCAGGAACUUCUGUUUCGUGGUGCAUUACUGCCCCUUUUUGGCAUGGACUGGAAGAGUGUCUUUGCGGUUGCUGCUUUAUUUGGGAUACUGCAUUUGGGAAGUGGUCGGAAGUAUUCUUUUGCUGUCUGGGCAAUGUUUGUCGGGCUUGCUUACGGUUAUGCCACAGUUGUGUCCUCAAGUAUCAUCGUGCCAAUGGCUUCUCAUGCAAUGAACAAUUUAGUUGGUGGCAUCAUGGGGCGAUACACAUCAAAGUCAUCAAAAUAGAUUUGGCACAAGGUGCCGGGAUGCGCCAGUUUGUCAGUUUGUACUUAUUAUCUGGUUUAAAUUUGCUUUGGUACAUUUAGAAGUUAGAGUAAUGAAUAUGAUAUGGAUGAUUAUCCAAUUAAA